AUGUCGGACAACAGUGGAACAGCUGUUUCGCGGGCGACUACUCCUGUCCCUGUCACUGAAAGUCCUGUGACCACUCCCUUACGCUCGAGGCAUGACCAGUUUCUCGCUAGUUCAGCUGAAAGAGCUCAAAGAACUUCCUCUAAUGGUCGCCCUCCCAAUCCAAAUGCUAACUUCGAUUCUCCUCCAUUACCAUACCACCGUCAAUUAGCGACGGGUUCCCUUUUACCGUCUCACCGAGAGACUUCAGCAUUUGUACCCGUUGUUCCAACAAGAGUCAUGCACCCCGUUAUGUACCCUAAUGAAAUGCACCCACCCUUAAUACCUUCCGAAAUGAUAGAAAGAGAACGAAUGAUGGAAAGAGAUAGAAGCGAAUCAGCUAAAGCAUCACCAGAUAGAGCUUCUGGUAACUUUCCUAAAAGAAAUUCAUUCGAUUUAAUGGCUAUGAUGGUUGAAAAAAGAAAGGAGGUAGCCCUAAGAGAAGCAGCUGCGGCUAUGCUCCUUCCUCACCAUAGAACUCCUUCAAUCGAAGGAAUAAUAUCCGAUGGAUCAUCCCAACCACCAAUUUAUGGACCACCUGGUGCAUUUUUAGGCAACCCUGGACCUUCACCGACGGCUGGAAAUAGCUUUACGUUCCCCGGUGCUGGUUUAUUUCCACCAGGAACAGGUCCUCACCAAAUUCACCCGCACCUAGACAGACGGUUACUCCGAGCACCCGGAAGAGCAUCAAGACCGAAGAAGCAGUUUAUCUGUAAAUUUUGUAAUCGUCAAUUUACAAAAUCCUAUAACUUACUCAUUCACGAGCGGACGCAUACUGAUGAACGGCCUUAUUCUUGUGAUAUCUGCGGGAAGGCGUUCCGCCGACAAGACCACUUGCGCGAUCAUAGGUACAUACACUCUAAAGAAAAACCUUUCAAAUGUACAGAAUGUGGAAAAGGAUUUUGUCAGUCGCGCACUUUGGCUGUUCACAAGAUCCUUCAUAUGGAAGAAUCACCUCACAAAUGUCCAGUCUGUAGUCGAAGUUUCAAUCAGCGUUCGAAUCUCAAAACUCAUUUGUUAACACAUACUGACCACAAACCUUACGAAUGCAAUUCCUGUGGAAAGGUAUUCAGGAGAAAUUGUGACCUAAGAAGACAUGCGUUGACUCAUUCCGUCGGUGAUGUACCAGCUGGCGAUGUUUUAGACGUAGGUGAAGAAGAUAUAGGUAGACCGGGAUCUCCUAUUGAACCAGGGUAUGACGACGACGACCCAGAAAUGUCAUCUCCUGAUCAUUCUCCAGUAAGAAGGGCCCGAUCUUCAUCGAUUGAGAGUAUCGGCAGAGAGCAAAGUGAAGAAAGACCGCGACCUGCUUCUCCUUCACCGGUAGAGCGCACUCAUUGCCAUCAUAAUGAACCUAGAGACAGAGCAAGUCCUUACACAAUGCGACCGCAAUAUCAAGAGAAACAUCGAAUGCCUACUUCGGAUUUAUAUGAAAAGCGAAGAUUUACGAGUGACGAAAUCAUAGAAAAAGAAACCCGCUACUCUGAUAUACCGGAGCAUCAAUUAAGACAUCCACAACUGCAAAUUCGCCGAGAUUUACAUCAUGUUUCUGCACCAGAUCCAUCAAAAAUUGGUCAAAUGUCAAACCAGUCGAUGGAUCCAGGGCCAGCGAGUUUGUAUUUAGGUCAAUUUAGAAAAAGAAGUCAUCCUCCUGAUUUAGGAGAUAAUGUUAGGACUUGUACUGCCGUUUACCGAAGUCGUUCACCAGAACCGACAAAUCUUACUAUGCCUAGACCGCCCAUUGUCGGUAACGAUGUUGUUGUUGGAAUACCACCCACGAUGAUGAAUAUGCAAUCUUAUCAUAAAUUUGGAUUACCAUUACCACCACCUCAUCCACAAAUAGCUUAUGGGUCUAUACCUCACACAGUAUUGGGACCACAACAAACUGUAGCGCAAGAUCUAAUAGUGAAACAUGUGCCCCCUAAAGAUACAGCACCAAGUACAUCUACAAGCGUUACUAGUUGCAAAGAUGUGUCACAAAUCAACUCGAAAGAUAGUAACAUGGAUACAGAUUCAAAUUCGAUUGCAAACGGUAUUAAGAACAUUGUUGGUAUACAACCAAAUUCUAAUCCAAAACCCGGAACAAGUCAAUCAAGUGGUCCUAAAAAAGGUUUUAGCAUAGAAGAAAUUAUGAGACGUUAAUUAAGAUAAUAGAAAAGUGAUAAGAUGUAUUUUAUAUGUCAUUGUAAAUAGAUUUAAUUUUAUUUGUAAUGUAACUAGAUUUAAUUUCUUGGGAAGUAUUAUUAAAGUUUUAACAGUAUAAAAUAGAAGUGGUAUGUUUGUAAUAUUUGUGGAGCGGCUUUGGUUUUCCUAAAGAUCUCAUAAGAUUUGUUUGUGUAGUAUUUUGUUGUGUCAAAAUUUUAAUAAAUGAUAGAAUAUUUUAUCAACAUAUUAGGCCAUACAUAAUGUUUACUUCUAUUUUUGUUUGAAGUUCCAUUGUCUGUUAUAAUUAAUUUGUAUGUGUUUUUUAUGCUCUGUAAAUGAGGUUUCCGAAAUAAUAAAUGAGUGUUAUUUAUUAUUUAAAUAAUUUUAAGUUGCUCAAAAAGCAAUAAUAGGUUAUUUACUUUUAGAUUUAUUUUUAAUUAUUAUUCUAAUUUUAGUAGAAUUAUUAUCUUUAAUUCUUAAGUAUAAGGUAAGGCUGCAAUCGAUAAUAAUAGUUAUUUGUAUAUUAAAAGUAAUAGAAAAGAACCUCCGUAAUGUAUAUGCGCAUAACUUCCAAAAAAUAACAACAAAUUCUACAUUAAUUCCUUUUUCUCCGUUAUUGUCAGGAAAGGGUUUGCAUUAAAAAAAAAAAAAAAAAAAAAAAAAAAAAACUAAAACAAUCUAUAUAUCGAUAAAAUAUGCACGA
Messenger RNA from Melitaea cinxia (Glanville fritillary), 2884 nucleotides. It is a transcript of the gene bowl, whose product is annotated as protein bowel. Gene Ontology annotation, molecular function: RNA polymerase II transcription regulatory region sequence-specific DNA binding; DNA-binding transcription factor activity, RNA polymerase II-specific. The transcript has 2 exons. Gene Ontology annotation, biological process: regulation of transcription by RNA polymerase II; embryonic pattern specification; embryonic hindgut morphogenesis. The record is from RefSeq and is a predicted model, not a curated record. Bases 1 to 2178 code for a protein of 725 amino acids. Gene Ontology annotation, cellular component: nucleus. Lineage: Eukaryota; Metazoa; Arthropoda; Insecta; Lepidoptera; Nymphalidae.